This is a messenger RNA of Uloborus diversus, 1562 nucleotides long. It is a transcript of the gene Rassf, whose product is annotated as ras association domain-containing protein 2-like. The coding region runs from base 182 to 1501 and encodes 439 amino acids. Lineage: Eukaryota; Metazoa; Arthropoda; Arachnida; Araneae; Uloboridae. The transcript has 10 exons. The record is from RefSeq and is a predicted model, not a curated record. Gene Ontology annotation, biological process: signal transduction.
UCUGUCUGUUUAUGUCUCAUUUCGCAUUGUUUCGCGUUGAAAUGUCAUAUUAGUCAUUUCAUUAAAACUUUAAGAGGACAUGAUUUUUAACUCAAUUUAGGUUGUGAAAUGAGUUAAAGGUUUCGUUUUUAAUUCCUGACAACUGUUGUUAACUCACGCAUAUCUUUUUAGUUUCGAAAACAUGUGGAAGUGUCAUAAGUGUGGAAAACCCGUUUAUUUUGCGGAAAGAAAAACAUCUCUUGGUUAUGAGUGGCAUCCUGAAUGCCUAAGAUGUGAAGAAUGUGGGAAAAGAUUGAAUCCUGGACAACAUGCUGAGCACAAAGGUGUACCUUACUGCCAUAUCCCAUGCUACAGUGUUCUGUUUGGUCCUACUUUAUUUGGCCAUGGAUCGCAAGUCGAAGCGCACACCAGUUUCGGAAAAAUUGAAAAUCGUCAAGGAACACCUGUACCUAGGUCGCAUUUAGAAGCAAAGUUGCGGGUUUACAACAGCUUUUUUGAUGGAAAAAGUGGAACAGUUCAAAGUCGUGAACGAAAUGGUCGUCUAAUCUUAGAAGGUUCAUUGAGAAUAUAUUGGGGCGUAAAUAAAGUUAUUCAUUUAAAGGAAGAUCAUGAUGACAGAAUGCCAGUGAGGCGGCGGAACAGUGUUCAAAUUUGUUAUGACUCACGUGUGCCUCAAAAAGAAUCUCACCGAAAUGUGAAAGCUUUGAGUGCUGGAGAGAAGUCUGCAAUUGUUGAGAAGGACCCUAAUUUGUUAAACUCCUUGUUAUCUCUUCCUAUGAAUGAAUCAGCUGUGCCACUUUCAGAAAUUGACCUUGAUGUCAAAACUGUUGAAAAGGACGCUGAAGAAGAAACUGCUACAUCUCCUUCACAUUAUAAAACCCUACCAGCCGGUGGAAUAAAAAGUACCAGGUCUGAUAACACUCAUCCUAUUGUAAAUGACAAUACGUUAAAAGACAGUUGUGGAAAUGUUGUACAAUUACGAAGAAAACCUCGAGUACAAAAAUCAAAACUGAAAAGACGAUGUUCCAUUAAUGGACAUUUCUACAAUAGAGAAACUAGUGUUUUUAUGCCAGCCUAUGCCAGUAUUACAAGUGUUUGGGUGACAAGUUUAGUAACUGGACCAGAAGUGAUAAAUAUGCUUUUAGACAAAUUUAAAGUUGUGAAUAAUCCAGGGGAUUUUGCUCUUUAUGUCGUACGAGAUACUGGAGAAAGACGUUGCAUUCAAGAACAUGAAUAUCCUCUUUUGGUAAGAGUAAUGCUCGGUCCCAGUGAGGAUGUUGCCAAAGUUUUUAUAAUGAAUAGAUAUCAGACUGAAGAAGUUACCUGUGAGGUAGCACAAUAUAUAAAGUUCUCAGAAACAGAAUUAAAAAUGUUUCUACACAAGUUUAAUGAAGAAGAAAAACGGGAGGAACGUAAAAUAACAUUGAAGUAUCAACAGAGAAGAAGAUGGAUGCAAGCUCGGUUAGAAGAGCUUAAGGAAAUACAGGAAACUGGUUUAUAGAGCUUAUAUUUCUCAAUUUUAAGAGCUAGCAAUUUAACAUGCAAAAUUUUUCAUGCAGCUU